AUGGCAAUCACCAACAUUGCCUCCGGAGAAACGUACCUCAUCGUCAACUCUCUGAACUACAAGGCCGUCGAUCUUCCGGAAGAUCAGGAGCCGUCGGCUGAUCACGAGGCUGUGGUCGGCUAUACUGCUCACGGGGAUCGCACGCAGAAGUGGGUCUUUGAGGGAGACGCGAAGAAGGGAUACUCUAUCAAGCAUGCUGGCGAUGGCAAAGCGCUUGUCAUAGCCGGCCAUGCGGAGCCGGGCGCGGAACUUACUACGAGCGACGAUACCUCAGCCCGCAUCCCUUGGAUCGUGAACCAUGUGAAAGAUGACCUCUUCGAGUUGCAGUGGCCUGCUGAAGAGUCGCUUGUCGUCGAGCUUCAAGAUGACGGGCAGUUCUCGCCGGGGAAUAACCUCACGCUUGCGAAUCGGAGCGAGGACGAGAAGUCGGAGGAGAGGAAGAGGCAGCUUUGGGUGUUCGAAGAGAAUUCUACAGGCCCGAGCUUGGUUUCCAUCCCAUGA
Peniophora sp. CBMAI 1063 is the source of this 501-nucleotide messenger RNA. Lineage: Eukaryota; Fungi; Basidiomycota; Agaricomycetes; Russulales; Peniophoraceae. The record is from the annotation of a GenBank genome assembly.